Molecule: messenger RNA, 1921 nt
Organism: Cucumis melo (muskmelon)
Lineage: Eukaryota; Viridiplantae; Streptophyta; Magnoliopsida; Cucurbitales; Cucurbitaceae
Product: alpha-galactosidase 2
Exons: 16
Coding region: 467-1726 (419 amino acids)
Biological process (GO): carbohydrate metabolic process
Molecular function (GO): hydrolase activity, hydrolyzing O-glycosyl compounds
Source: RefSeq, a predicted model, not a curated record
GUAUUAAUUUCACAUAACUCUGAUCUAAGUCACUCUCACACUCACCCAUGUGCCCGCGUGACCACCUCUAUGGAUAUCUCCAUCUAUCGACUUGUUUCUUACAUUCACAUUUGUUCUUAAAUUUUUUCGUAAGGAAAAUGUUCAUCCACAUUGAGACUGACUUCUGAGUCUUCCCUCCAGAUUAUUGUUUCCACAUUGAGACUGACUUCUGAGUCUUCCCUCGAGAUUAUGAUUUCUCACUCAAAUGAAUACAAUAGAAAAAAGCAAUUGAAUGCAAUAAUUAUUGGAGUCACUGGUCCUCGCUUACCACUUGCUAUUGCCCAAAGCUAAAUCAAUCAUUGAGGGGAACCGCCAUUGGUGGGUUUGCAUGGACAAACCUCACUUCCUUCAUUAAUUGCUUUCUACUUCACUGAAGAAGCAUUACCCACAUCCUGUCUCUCAAUGCUGCUGCUCUGAGGUUACAACUAUGGCUCUUUCCCCAUCUUCACCUUCAGUUAUGGUUCUACUCUACUUCGUCCUUUCCUGGACGUUCUUGCUAGGUGGCAAUGGCAAUGGUGUUGCGGUGGCCGGAGCUUCUCGAUCGACAGCUCUACGGUUUGCCGCUGAGUUUGAUUCUGUUUCCUCUAGGAGGGUUCUUCUCAACAAUGGUCUCGCUCUAACUCCUCCGAUGGGAUGGAAUAGUUGGAACCAUUUUCAAUGUAAUUUAAACGAGAAUUUAAUCAAGGAAACAGCGGAUGCAAUGGUAUCCAGCGGACUUGCUGCAUUAGGAUAUGAGUAUAUCAAUUUAGAUGAUUGUUGGGCUGAACUUGACAGAGACUCUAAGGGUAAUUUGGUUGCUAAAGCUUCAACAUUCCCUUCUGGUAUUAAGGCCCUAGCAGAUUAUGUUCAUAGAAAAGGGCUUAAGCUUGGAAUUUAUUCGGAUGCUGGGAUCCAAACUUGCAGUAAAAAGAUGCCUGGUUCCCUUGGUAACGAAGAACAAGAUGCAAAAACUUUUGCCUCAUGGGGGAUUGAUUACUUGAAGUAUGAUAACUGUGAAAAUACUGGUACAAGCCCAAAAGAAAGGUAUCCAAAGAUGACUAAAGCUUUACAACAAUCUGGGAGACCCAUACUUUUUUCAUUAUGCGAAUGGGGACAAGAAGAUCCAGCAACUUGGGCAGUAAAUGUAGGAAAUAGUUGGAGAACAACAUCAGAUAUUCAAGAUAACUGGAUUAGCAUGACCACCAUUGCUGAUCAGAAUGACAAAUGGGCUUCUUACGCUAAACCAGGAGGAUGGAAUGAUCCCGACAUGCUUGAAGUGGGGAAUGGAGGGAUGACCACUGCAGAAUACCGUUCUCAUUUUAGCAUUUGGGCACUGGCAAAAGCUCCAUUGCUGAUUGGAUGUGACAUCAGAUCAAUGGACAACAUCACCAUGAAACUGUUAAGUAACAAGGAGGUUAUUGCAGUUAAUCAGGAUAAGCUUGGAGUACAAGGAAAGAAGGUCUAUAAAUAUGGAGACCUCGAGGUUUGGGCAGGGCCGCUGAGUGGUAAAAGAGUCGCUGUGGUUCUAUGGAACAGAGGUUUAUGGCGAGCCAAUAUCACAGCAUCUUGGUCUGAUAUAGGUUUGUGUUCAUCAACGACAGUUACUGCUCGAGACUUAUGGCAGCAUUCCAGCCAGGUGGUUCAACAUCACCUUACUGCUCAAGUAGACUCUCAUGACUGUAAGAUGUUUGUUCUCACACCUCACUAAUACACCUCUUUUAACCAUCAUGGAUUGGUUUAGUAGUAAAAGGGGAGACAUUGUCUAAAUAACGUUAAGCUCUCGACACACAGAGAUGUUAAAAAAGAAUGUAUACUUAAUACACCUAUUUGAUGCAUGUAUCUCUUUUUACCAACUUAUUGCUUUCACCACACUCUAUCAAUGACUUUCUUUUAUUGUUUUCUA